AUGUCUUAUCACCGAGUGCGGCCUUCACGCGUGUGUAUAAGUUCUGUGCGGGACGUCCCGCUGCUGUCGCUGUGUCGGGGAGCAGGACCAUGCUGUCAGCUGUUGCCAAGCUCUGCUGUGGAAUCUCUUACCCACACUCACGCAACGCAGCAGGGCUGCAGCGCGUUGCCAUGACAGCACUGGGAGAGAUACCCCUCCCAGCCUGGGCCAGUCUUCUGACGUGGCCUUGGGGCAACAGUCAUGUGGAGACGGAGGGUAUGGCAGAGGGACCGAACGCCAUGGAGAUGGACCUGUCCUACAGGCGACAGGGUUGCAGGGCGCUACGGAAAGCCCUGGAGAUCGUGCAGAGCCCAGACGGGUGGAGGACGGAACGCACCGAGGACAGUGGUGACACCAUCUAUAGUAAGGUUCUUCACGGAAACCGCAAGGUGUUCAGGUUGGAGGCGGAGCUGGAGGCGGAGCCUGAUGAGCUGUAUGAUGUGCUGUUUGUGAAGGUCGAGGAGAUGCACCAGUGGAACCCGAGCAUCCAGCACAUCAAAGUUCUCAAACACAUAGGGAAGGAAACCAUGGUAACACAUGAAGUGUCAGCAGAGAGAGCAGGGAACCUGAUUGGCCAGAGGGACUUCUUGAGUGUCAGGCAUUCGCUGAAGACAGGGACAUGCAUUUAUCUGGGCGGAGCUGCUACUCACCUGGAUGCGCUCCCCCCACAGCCAGGAUUCGUCAGAGCUGAGGAUGGUCCUACCUGCAUUGUAGUCCAGUCUCUCCCCGGAACCCCAGGAAGGAGCAGAUUUACCUGGCUCCUGAACAUGAAUGUGAAAGGUUGGCUGCCCAAAGCCCUGGUCAACCAGGGUUUGGUUCGUAGCCAGGCUGACUUCAUGGAGCACCUGAGACGGCAGCUGGCAGCGAAGGGGAGGGGCAGCGGCAAGCAGCGGGGAGGAGAGUGAGGGGGCGGAGCCACACUGCUGGGCUCAGAGCCUCACAGACUCUGCUCAUUUCAGCCAUGAUCCUUCUGGCAGACCAUCUAAAAGAGAGGAGCCCUAGGAUCCUGCAUUUCUGAACUCCAGCCUGCACUGGACAACACUGGACUGCACUGGACAACACUGGACUGCACUGGACUGCACUGGACAACACUGGACUGCACUUGACUACUCUGGACUGCAGUGAUGCGGAUUGUAAAACAGCUGUCUCCAGUGUUCAGACGCUGCUAAAGAACCAGGGCGAGUCACAUUAUGUGUUGAAUUGGGACCAAACUCUGCACAGCACUGGAAUGCUGUUGGCAUGACCCAUUAAAUGUCUGUGCACACACACACAAAAAAACAAUCAAACAAGCAAAUACAGAAACAAUAAAACACAGAAACAAGAUCAAACAAAUAAAACAAAUCAAAUCGUAUAAACUUUUAUUUUAAAAUCUCAGAAGAAAUCCAUGUUAUCAGUGCUGUGCUACUAAUCAGUCCAAGGUGAUUCUGAUCUGAUUAUACAGGUAUUACAGUGUGUGUGUCACUCUCUGCUUUAACACACUUAACCUUUGCUACGUUCUGAGCUUCUUGUGAGUUCACAUUUGCAGAUACUGCUGUUGUACGCCUGCUGACUGCCUCUAAUAAAGUCCAGAAAUUAUGGCGA
Molecule: messenger RNA, 1620 nt
Organism: Electrophorus electricus (electric eel)
Lineage: Eukaryota; Metazoa; Chordata; Actinopteri; Gymnotiformes; Gymnotidae
Gene: star2
Product: steroidogenic acute regulatory protein 2
Biological process (GO): intracellular cholesterol transport; steroid biosynthetic process; regulation of steroid biosynthetic process
Cellular component (GO): mitochondrion
Molecular function (GO): cholesterol binding; cholesterol transfer activity
Source: RefSeq, a predicted model, not a curated record